CCGCCCAGGGGCGGCCUAGCCCCGCGGCCCGGUGCCAGGUGAGGCGAGCGAGUGGCAUCGCGGGGCUGGCUGCAGGGCAGGUGUGGCCGCGUGCAGUUGCGACGCCUCGUUCGGGACGGCCCCGGCCAGGCAGGGGGCGCGGGGCGGCGCGUGCGGGGAGCGGCGGGCGCUGCCGAGGAGGCGGUGGAGGCGGUGCUGCGGGGGCCUCUGUGGGGGCGCUGAACGCGGGGCUGGCAGCCGGCGGCGAUUCGCGGCGAGUUUCUUCUGCGUACCGUAGCUACAAGUGCGGGGCGGCGUGCAAGUGCCAGCUUCUAGAACUUUUGAAUCCUCUUGGGAAACAUGAAAAGGAAGAACUACUUUUUAGAUAACUUUCGGGACAGUUGACACGUUCCAAGGAAAAGCUGAUUUUUUUUUUUUCUGCAAAGUUUAUAAGAAUCUUUAUUCUCUGUGGUUUUAAAUAAAUAUAAAAUGAAAACAGGUUAAAAUUUAGCCUUCAAAAUGAAUGUUGAGAAGUCAGAUGACAAAACAAAGAAUGGCUUGAAGUCUUCCUUACUUAGAAGGGAUGAAAAUGGAAAUAACUAUGCAUGUGACACAGCUACGCCCUCAGCAAAGAGCUGUGCCACCAAGAUGCAUGGCAAUUCAACUGACCAAAAUAUGACUGAUCAUGAAGGUGGUACUGCUCUUGAAAAUAAGAGUGACUUAAGAAAUGUUCUUUUAAAACGUAAACGGAUUGAAAGACAUCUACAGAAGGUACCUGAGAAGUACAAUUGCACAGGAGCUCCGUUGGGAGAUGCAGAUGCUGCAUGCAAGUGUUCCACGGCUGAACAAAUUUGUGUGUGUUCUCUAAGCUGUGAUCUGAAAGACACAACAAACUUACUGAAAGGUAGCGUUGCUAUGGCAGAAAUGCAAAAUCAGAGCAUCCAACAAUUUGUGCCUUACAGUCAGGCUGACGCUAAGCAUGUUUUACCUCUUCCUGCUUCAGAGCAGAAGACACAGUCCCUGAUAACUGACAGGACAUGCUGCCACUUGAGCACAUUGGAUGCUGCUGAUGUUACAGGUGAAACUCUGGGAACUGAUCAAAAGUAUGACGUAUGUCUGAGGAAAAUGCCAAUUUCUUCUGAAAUAUGUAUGAGAGAGAAACUUGAUAGAACCAGCUCAGAAAGGCCUAAUUUCUCCUCUAAGACUGUGGCUUCAGAAGGCCCAGAUAGCUGUUCAGAACUUGAAGUAUGUUGUCUUGCCUCUGCAGGUGUUGAACACUGUCUAAAAAAUGCUAACAAGGCUGAUAAAGAACCACAGGAAGCAGAAGCAGUGUGUUUAAAAGUAGCUACUGAAUGUCUAGAUCCUUAUAGGCCUGAUGCACUAUUGCCAUGCUUUGAUAUUCAUGAAGAUGACCAAGUUAAAUCCUUGCAGGAUAACCUUGGCCAUGAAGAAGCUGGGAAUGUUAAUGCUGAAGCAUGCAUGGAUAGUCCUUUAAUUAAUGUGCACCUUCUCUCAGUAGAUAAAAUGGAUGGAGAACAAGUAUCAAAGGAAACCAGUGAACCCUUAACCAAAGAACAACACAUCUCUGGAAAUGCUGCUCUUCAGGAUCUGCACACCUCCUCUCAUGUGUCUUGCAGUGCACCAAAAUUAAAGAGGACUGUUGUGCCUGACCUGAAAUGUGAAGCAACUUUUGUGGUCUUCAGUCCUAAGGCUCAUGGAGGUGAUUUUGCUCCAAGUACUUCAACCCCUAAAGAACAAUCAAAAUUUACUGAUUUUUCUGUUUCAUCUUUGGCAGAACUGGGAGAAAAGUCUCAUAAACUGAACCAAAACAAGACCUCUGUAACAGAGCAUAAUGGAAGACCUGUGCGUAAGGCUAGUUUGGGUCAAACUGCUGGAAAACCAGUGGGCAGGUCUGCUGUUGUGUCAACAGUAACCAAAGCCAGAAAAUUGGAGAUUGUUACUUUUCCCAAACCUAAUUUCAAAAACGUUAAGCCAAAGGUUAUGUCUAGACCUGUGCUGCAGACCAGGAACAGUGUAGCAUUAAAACAGUCUCCCCCAUCCUCCCAGCUAUCAGCUGUAUCCUCACGCUCACCAGUUGCUUCCCCAAAGCAAUUGUCCCCCUCCAUAAAAGUGCUGAAAAAGAAAACAGAUCCAGCUAAAGAUAGUAAAGUGGAAUUGCCUGUGAAUAAGCCCCAGAAGCUACAUCUUAACAAACACCUCUUGACUAGCCAGGUUGUACACGCCACAACACAUCCCAGAAACGCUUCCCACAAGGCUUCAAAGACGCCUGCAUUAAAUCAGAAUCCGGAAGACAUUGGCAAAGCAAGCUCAACCCAUUCAUCAUGUUCUUCAGUUUCUGCUGCACUUCCAACUUGUGUAGGGAACUCAACAGAGAUGCUAGAUGAUAAAAUGGAAAGUUCAAACUCUUUAAUGCAGCCCUCUGCUCAAAACGUUUGCCCGACUGGAAGUGAAAAAGAACAAAGCAACCUGGCAAUUCUGGAAGCCACCUUGAUAAAAGACGUGGCAAAUGAAACUUUUGACCUGCAUUCUGUUCCUUCGAUGCCUUCUGUGAAAGCUUGGACAACACAAGGAAAAAGCUCACCAAAGAAAGGUCUAAUCACACUACAGAGUGUAUCAGCUUCUAAGGUGAAAACAAUGCCAUCUGCAUUGCCCUUGAAGAGAGGAUGUGACCCUAAAACUAUCAGCACGCCCAAAGCACCUUCUCACAAAGGAGCUGUUUCAUCAUCAAGCUCUGGAUCUUCAGCAAGAGAGAAGCAUGCCUCCAUGAAAACUUCUGCAACCUCCUGUGCUAACUUCAGUAAACCACUCGCCAAAUCCCAAGUGCCUAUUAAAAGAUCAGUGUUUGAGAGAACACCUAGCAUCUCAUCAGUCAGCAGUACUCAGAGUGAACGAAGUCUUUUCAGCAGUAACUCUGCAGGUGCCACCAUCAUCAAGAACGGAGCAUGUCCUUCAAAACCAACCUGCCAGAAUGGUACUUCAGAAUCCAUCCCUCUGAAAGCAGUACCAAGAUCUAGAUUACUUUCACUGAAGUCAACUCCAAAAGGAGCCAAGGCCAGGGCCACUUCACAGAACCAGUGCACACCAAAAGCAGCUGGGCCACUGCUCUCUGCAAGGAAAGUCAGUGACACUAGAGGUAGCCCUAGAAGAAAUAGACAGCAAAGCCUGUCUUGUUUGAGUUCUGUUGACAAGGGCAAGCCACGGAGUCCCAAGAGCUCAUGCAUACAGACUCGAGCUUCCACAGAUGGGCAUUCAGCUGUCACAAAGACAGCCGAGCUGACGCAGUACAAAACAAAAUGUGAGAGCCAAAGUGGAAUCAUCCUGCAGCUGAAAAAAUUCCUGACGUGCAGCAACCAGAAAUUUGAAGCUUUAACAGUUGUGAUCCAGCACCUGCAGUCCAAGAGGGAGGAAGCACUGAAACAGCAGAAGGAGUUAUCUCAGGAACUAGUUAACCUUCGAGGAGAACUAGUAACCACUUCUGCAGCUUGUGAGAAAUUGGAGAGAGACAGGAAUGAACUGCAAGUUGCUUAUGAAGGGUAUUUGCAGAAGCUAAACCAGAAACAUGACAAUGAUUUAGCUGAGCUGGAAGAGAGACUUAAACAGUUCUACACUGCAGAAUGUGAGAAACUCCAAAGUAUUUGCAUUGAAGAAGCUGAAAAGUACAAAGCGCAACUCCAGGAGCAGGUCGACAACUUAAAUAUCACACAUGAAAACCUGAAGGUGGAACUUGAAAACAGCCACUCAGAAAAAGUAGAGGAGCUGAAAAGGGAGUACGAAUCCUCUUUUUCAGAGCUCAAGAGUGCCCAUGAAUCUGAAAGGAAGCUGCUUGAAGAUUCCUUUAAAGAGAAGCAGGAAUUGCUGGAGAAAAAAAUCGAUGAAUUAAAAUGUGAAAACGACUCCCUGAGUGAGAAGUUGAAAUUAGAAGAGCAAAAACAAAUAGCCAAAGAAAAAGCCAAUCUCAAAAAUCCACAGAUUAUGUACCUGGAACAGGAGCUGGAAAGUUUGAAAGCGGUGCUGGAAAUCAAGAAUGAGAAGCUCCAUCAGCAGGAUAUCAAGUUAAUGAAGAUGGAAAAACUGCUGGAGACAAACACAAUCUUAAUGGAUAAAUUAAAGAAGGUUCAGCAAGAAAAUGAAGAAUUAAAAGCUCGGAUGGACAAACACAUGGAGCUUUCAAGGCAACUUUCCACAGAGCAAGCCGUUUUGCAGGAGUCACUGGAGAAGGAAUCCAAAGUGAACAAACGCCUGUCUAUGGAAAACGAAGAACUUCUGUGGAAGUUGCACAAUGGUGACCUAUGCAGCCCCAGAAAACUGUCUCCCAGUUCUUCAUCUGUGCCUCUUCAGUCCCCGCGAAAUUCUGGUAACUUCUCUAGUCCCACGGUAUCACCGAGAUGACAUCUCUUGAGAGGAGGAGGGGACUGCAUUUCAUUUCUGAUCUGCAGAACUGCUCCUAACUUUAAUCACCAGAGCAAGAGCUAUAUUAGCCAACUGAACAUAACUGGAACUCUUUGGUGCAAAAAUGGCGCUAAAAGACUGAGACUAUGGGAGGAAGACAGCUGCGUUGCUCCUUCCGAAAGGACUUGCUGAUGACCUCUACGGACGUUGUUGCACAAAGCACUUACAGAGCAAGGAAAGACUUGUUCGUUGCCUUUUCACCGAACUAUAUGACAAAGCUCAGGGGCUUAGAGAUAGAAGACCACAACCUUUAUAAUAUGUUCCUCAUCACCGACACUUUUUUUAAGGCCAUGUGUAUGUGCGCGUGUGUGUGCUGUGGAUGGAAUGGAUGUAACACACUCUGCGUGUGUCCAAAUGCUGCCUUCUUUGCUGUGUAUGUAAUAAAGGAUAAAGCUGAAGACUAUACAGUGACAUCUACUUCCUUAAUCACAUGGUCAGCAUGCAUACUUUUAGCACAGAGUACCCUCACCCAGGAAUGAGGAGAAACUGUCACUAGUAGUGUAGCUUAGUUUCCUUUGUCUUUCUGGCUUCGGUAAAGUAAACCAAAAAAAGGCAUGAAAAAUUUUAUCAACUGAUGGAUUAGUGUCUUGGACAACCAAGUACACAACUUUAAAUUUAAAAAAACAACUGAAUUUUCAGCAAUAUGUUGCAUGGGUUCUUGGUUUAAUAGCCAUGCACAACUCUGCCAUUUGUGAGGAGACUUUUUUUGCAAGAUACAGUGAAAUUUGGCUUUCAAGUCGACAGGGUCAUAGUGAGAACAACACUAGAUUGGUAAGUGUGAGCCGAGUUGCAGGUUUAGAAGCCUACAUCUAUCAUCUUACCUACUGGAAAGGAAUCACUCCCCAAAACAGCAUCUCCAUCUGCUGAGGAUAAACUCAAUGCAGCCAUUGUCAUUAGGUGCAUUCUUAACUCAGUUCUCAAAAAGAAUCUUAAGUGAUUUGUGAAUUCCAGCAUAUCUGGUGACACGCUUUGCAUUUUUAAGCAUGAAUGUUUGUACUACCCUUCUUCAGAGUGGCUGAACUCACCUGAGGAAAAAGGGGAAGGUGGUAGAGCUGUGCAUUUAUCUUGCUAUUUCUGCCAUACUUUCUCUCUUAGACUGCAGGAUAUCAGUGUUUUGCCAGUUCGAUUGGCUAAAGAUUGUGUACAAGAUUCUGCAGAACAGAGAAAACAAAAACUGUCCUGGGUGCUGGAACUGGAGGCUGAGGGUGUCAGUGAUUCUGCAAAUGGCAUAUGCUGAGCUUCAGCUUCAACGAGGUAAAUGUGUAGCCUUGCCAGCCCCUUAGUCAGACCUGUUUAUGAUGUCUACAUUGUACCUACUAAACACAAGUUCAGCUUCAAGGUAGCACUACAAAACGCUGUGCUUACAACAGCCUAGGUUUUGCAGUACCACUUCCAGGACCAUUGUUAUGCUGCUGUUUAGCUAGGGCUGUUUGCUCGCUGGACUGGUAACUGUUACUGUCAAUUGUCUGUGAGCUUUCCUGUUUUUCAGUAGCUUGGGGACAGUAAUCAAAGGAAUGGAAAAUGUUUAGGAAACUUAACUGGAGAACCACUUCAAGCCAUUUUAUGCAAGACCUGAGAAAUCUUGGCUAGUAAUGAGGAACAGAAAUAGUGCUCAAGCAGUAAGUAAACUUGUACUAUACUUAACCUUGUGAUUGACCAUUUUGUCAUUAAAGUCACUUAAUAUUCCAAGUUCAAGUUAAAGGUGCCAUUUCUAUAGAACAUUAUGCUCUCUUUUAAUCCUAUGUAGGGCACUGUACCUACACCGCUUGUUAGUGGUGCCCAGUACUUAAAAUGUUUUCUACGGCUUUCCAAUUUAACUAUGAAAAUCCUCUGUGGGCUACAACUUCAAGUAUACCCUGGAACAUUCUUAUUUUCUAUGGUCAAAGAGAUUUGCUCACAUGUAAGCUGAAUGCUUAUACAAUAAAUUUUUUUUUAACUGA
Pogoniulus pusillus (Red-fronted tinkerbird) is the source of this 6389-nucleotide messenger RNA. It is a transcript of the gene MTUS1, whose product is annotated as microtubule associated scaffold protein 1. Gene Ontology annotation, biological process: regulation of macrophage chemotaxis. Gene Ontology annotation, cellular component: nucleus; cytoplasm. Bases 499 to 4389 code for a protein of 1296 amino acids. The transcript has 16 exons. The record is from RefSeq and is a predicted model, not a curated record. NCBI's taxonomy places the organism in Eukaryota, Metazoa, Chordata, Aves, Piciformes, Lybiidae. Gene Ontology annotation, molecular function: microtubule binding.